UGUAAUAAAAAACCAGAGUAAUAAAGUAUUAUCAAUUAACUCAUGGUUCCAUAAUGUAAAUAUUGGUGAUCAUCAUGUACCUAUUAAAUUUAGACACUGGUGCAGAUGUAAAUGUACUGUCACGUAAAAUGUUGAGUAAAUUUGGCGUUCCAGAGUCUCAGCUUCGAGAUACAAAAAUAAUUUUAGAGGCAUUCGGUGGUAGUGUAGUGAAGCCUGUAGGAGUAGUUUCGCUGAAAGUGGAGUGUAAAAAUGUUGAAUUUAGUGCUGAUAAAGCUGUUCAUCCUUCACUGGGACUUGAAUCUUGUGCAAAAUUAAAUCUCGUUACUCUACACAAGGAAAAUAUAGAUUAUCUGAGUCUUGGUAAGUUUAAAGAUAAAGGUGAAAUUCAAGUAAAUAAUGAGGCUAUACUUCUUAUUAAUUAA
Ceutorhynchus assimilis (cabbage seed weevil) is the source of this 422-nucleotide messenger RNA. Lineage: Eukaryota; Metazoa; Arthropoda; Insecta; Coleoptera; Curculionidae. The record is from the annotation of a GenBank genome assembly.